UUGCAAUUGGCCCAGUGUCUUUCCUUCCUCAGCAGGGACUCUUCGCCUCUCUCUCUCUCUCUCCUCCUCUGUGAUGUGAUGUGAUCAGUGGGUGAGAGGGGGGAGACGAGCAACACACAGCGGAGAGAACCGGGCGUGCUGCUCCGUCAUCAUCUUGUUGGCUCAUCCUUCCACCACCACCACCUGGUCCUGGAGACGCCUGGAGUCUUGCAGCAGCACGAUCGAGCCUUUUAUUUCGCAGCCUUUUCUCUGAAUGACGGGCGGAAGGUUUGAUUUCGACGACGGUGGCACUUACUGCGGCGGGUGGGAGGAUGGCAAAGCCCACGGACACGGCAUCUGCACCGGACCCAAGGGCCAGGGCGAGUACGCCGGCUCCUGGUCGCACGGCUUCGAGAUAGUAGGGGUGUACACCUGGCCCAGUGGGAACACCUACAGGGGCUACUGGUCCCAGGGGAAAAGGCAUGGGUUAGGCGUGGAGAAUAAGGGAAAGUGGAUGUACCGAGGAGAGUGGAGUCACGGGUUUAAAGGUCGCUACGGGAUCCGGCAGAGUCACAACACACCUGCGAGGUAUGAUGGCACCUGGAGCAACGGGCUGCAGGAUGGAUAUGGGAUCGAGACCUAUGGUGAUGGAGGUACCUAUCAAGGCCAGUGGAUGGGUGGGAUGCGACAUGGCUACGGCGUGCGUCAGAGCGUCCCCUAUGGCAUGGCCACCGUCAUCCGCUCUCCUCUCCGCACGUCUCUGGCCUCCUUGCGCUCCGAGCAGAGCAACGGCACGGUGCUCCAGGACCUCUCUUCCCCAGCGGACACGCCGACGGGCAGCCGCGGCGGCUUCGUCCUCAACUUCCACUCGGACAGCGAGGUCGUCACCGGCAAGAAGAAGGGCCUGUUCCGCCGGGGCUCGCUCUUCGGCAGCCUCCGGCAGCUGCGCAAGUCUGACUCUCGGACCUCGAUCUCCAGCAAGCGCAGUUCUGCGCGCAGCGACGCCGCCAUGAGCCGCAUCAGCUCCAGCGACGCCAACUCUACCAUAUCCAUCGGCGACGGCGAGCUGCCAGACGAGGACCUACCUCUGGAGGACCACGUGGACGCCACCACGACCGAGACUUACAUGGGCGAGUGGAAGAACGACAAGCGCAAUGGAUUUGGUGUUUCGGAGAGAUCCAACGGGAUGAAGUACGAGGGAGAGUGGCUUAACAACAAGCGCCAUGGUUACGGGUGCACAGUUUUCCCAGAUGGCACCAGAGAGGAAGGGAAGUACAAAAAUAACGUGCUGGUGCGUGGAAUAAGGAAGCAGUUGAUUCCUCUUAAGAACCCCAAAACCAAAGAGAAAGUCGAUCGGGCCGUGGAGGCGGCGCAGAGGGCUGCAGCCAUCGCCAGGAGUAAAGUGGAAAUAGCAGCUUCCAGAACGGCCCAUGCCAGGACAAAAAGCGAGGCUGCAGACCAGGCUGCCAUCUCUGCUGUGCACGACUCAGAAAUUGCCAGGGCGGUUGCUAGGGAGCUCUCCCCCAACUUCUACCAACCAGGACCUGACUACUUAAAACAACCGGUGAAGGAGCCUGUGGAGAUUAAAGAGGUCCCUGUUGAAAAGAAGGACAGCUCCGCGGGAAAUUCUCCCCACUUUUACCGCAAAGGCACCACUCCUCCCCGCUCCCAUGCGACCAGCCCUGUAGCCACGCCUCCCCCUUCGCCUCACUCCAGCAGCAAGAAGAAAGGUCAGCUCGCCAACAGCACCAGCCGUAAAACCAGUAAAGAGGAAAAGCCUUCCCGCAAGACGAGCAAAGAGGAGAAGUCAAGUCAUAAGACCAGCAAGGACGAGCGGUCUAAUAGAAAGAUAAGCAAAGAGGAGAGGCCGCCCGUCGCCGAUGGCCCCAAAAGUUCUCAUGUGCACGUCGAGGCUCCGCCUAAACCCGCUAAAAUUCAGCAGCCUACCGCGGCACCUGCUCCUCAUCCUCCACAGCCUCCUGCACUUCCAGUCAAUGGCGAGCUCCACACCGAGUACCACAGUUACUACGUCAAGGCCCCUACAAGGGGCCAACCACCCCCGGACCCUGAAGAGGAUAUAGAAGAAGAGCCUAGUAUCCUGGACCUGGCACGUAUGCCCCCGCAACUCCCUAAAUCCUAUAGUUCCCCCCCUCCUAAGCCAGCCUCCUUACGGGAGAGCAAGAGCGAUCCGAAACUCAGGAAGCAGGAUUCCCUAAAGCCAAAGAGCCUCGCAGACGCAAAGAAAAGCAGUAUGGAUUGUGCAGAAGGCAUGGCAGAAACAGGUCCUAACUCGAUCCUUGUUGCUAUGGUAAUGCUGCUGAAUAUUGGCCUUGCAAUUAUAUUUGUCCACUUUCUGACAUGAUGAUGCUGUUUCUCAGUGAAACCAUGGCAACCGGUACAGUUGCAUCGCCGGCCUUGAAAAAUGAAAAUGGCGCCAGUGAGACACGGGGGCGGCCGUAGGUGUUUAGGAAUCAGCGCGGCACCGAAGAGAAUCAGGAGGAAGGCAUCGCUACCACCAACCUGUCAUGGGCCUUCUUUAGGCCCAGCCCUGUGAAUUAGCACUCCUUUGGCUUCUCUGAAAGCUGAGGUGAAAUGUCGUGUCUAGUGAGAUAUAAAAAAAAAAGUUUAAAAACGCAACCAAACAUACACAGUCUGAAAAAAGAAGUAAUUGAAACCCACACGUGUGCUGAUCCAAGCACUGGUCUCUGUAGCCCGCUGCCUUGGCAGAGAUAGCGGCGGGCUGACGGACUUCGCUGGAAGAGUGUGGAGAUGCACUUUUAGAUGACGGGAGCAAACAGCUGCCUUUCUAUUUUGCCAUCUGACGUUUUGAUGGGGAGAUGUGAGCCCGGCGGCCGGGGAGGGGAGGGAGAACAGUCGCAGCGGGAGCGUGCUCGGGUGUUCGGAGCGUUUCCUGGGGUUCACACCACUCUGGGACACAGGAAACUGGGCACGGCCGUUGCCAGCAGCAGUCAGUGCUUGCACGGUCACUAGCCAGUCUUACUCUGUUUACCCAAUCAUCACCGCAGCUUUCUCGAGCUCCGUCCAUUGUAACCCAGGAUACACUGCUCUGAAACACUCCCCAUGCAUGGUACAGUUUUAACCUUUUUUGUUUGUUUUCUGUUUUAUUUUUCGUUCGUCGUCGUUCUCUGAAUGUUGGUUACCUGCAGUCAUAUGCUUGUAGUUGAAAAAGGAAAUUUCUUCUCCUCUCAAAAUGAGUAAAUACAUUUGUUUUCCCUUUUUAUUUUUUGAAAGUUUUCCCUUUUAUUUUGAAAUUCUACUCAUUUCUAACAAUUGAGUUGUAAUUUGACAUUACACAUUCAUGUUACUGAAAGUGCAAUAUGUUUUAUUUUUUCAAAGAAAAGCUUAUAGUAUAUUUUGCCAAAAAGAAAAAAGGGGCAGGGUAGGGUGUACCAUUAUAAAAAAAAAUCCUAUGUUCCGUUUAUUUUGUCAGACUCUUAUAAUUUGAAUCGACUGGUUUUGAGAGAGGUUGUCGCUUAACAGCCGGCAUUGUGUGUUUAGGAAGGAGGCUCACACUUUAAAAGCUACCUAGCUCUGUGAGAGUGAAGUAACAAAUGUCUUAUGUUAUUUAUUAAAUCGGAAGGAAAAUAAUGUCAUUGCACGUCAAUGCUUUACUUCCUUCCUUCUAUUCUUUGCUUUCAAUGUUUCAGAAUACCACUAAAAAUGCAAAGAUGCAGUUCACGCAGCUGCUCCUGUAGGCCCGGCAGUGUUUGCGUGCUUGUUGGACGGUGGAUGUUGAAUUUAUUCAGGUUGAGGCCAUGGGGAAUGUGGCACCAGGGAGAAGGAGAGAUGCCUUUAAAAGUCUUUAACAGUACUACUGUUUACCUCAGAUAAAGAUGAGGAAGGGGGGGAGGGGAAGAGAUGCCAUCCUUGUCUUAACUUUGUCGUGUGGGGGAUACUUUGACUGUUGUCAUCACCUGAAUCAUGCUUGCCUCAUCGUAGCUGUUUGUAGUCUUUGUUGCAGGUAUGGCAUGAGUUUCUUUGAUUUUAAAAGUGGUUAUUUAUGUGGUUGGCAUUUACUGUCAUCACUACCGAGGUUAAUUAUUUAUUCAAUGUACAACUGAUGUGUUUGUGAACAUUGGUCAUCAUAAAAAAAGGGCUUUAAUACGGCUAGGUUUUCUUUUUCUGCAAUUCAGUUUUGAAUUACACAAUGAGCAGCACGUUGCAUCUGGAGAAUGCUUCAGUCUGUUAGAUGUUUGCAAACUGUCCACAUAACUAACUGUUAAAAUAUAUAUUCAAAUUGUGGAAUAGACAAUAUAAAAGCAGACCAAGACACUAGAUUAUUAAAAAAUGUUAUAUUACAAAUGUGAGCAUUAAAUAACCCUUUCUUUGCUACACCCUCUUUUCUUGUUUUAACUGUCUUCACGUGAGCAUGGUGAAGACCGACGUUUCGGAGGGUUUAACAGAUCAGCCUGUUUAUGGGAUAUUUUUUGAAAUGCAACAUUGCAUGUCGGAGUCAUUUAUAUAUAGAUUAUUAUAUACUAUUUGUAAGGAUUUUUACAGAGCACAAUCCAGAAUCUGGUAUAUGAGUUGGUAUUUUUCUAACAAUUUGCACACCUGUAUUUUGACAAUGAAUAUAACUUGUUUGUAAUUGGUAAUGUAAUGCACAUAUGAUAAUGUUUGACAGUGGAGAAAAAAAAAUACUUUAUUUCUAAUUGGUUGUACUGUAUGUACCAUUUGGGGGAUGUGAAAGGCAGAUGUACUUGUUUGAGUAUUUUAGGAUAUGACGAGGAACUGCGGGAGACUUUUGAUAUCUCAAGGUUCAUGUGACCCCACUGAUUUGUGCAAAGUCUUUGGAGAUGAAGUUAUGUGUAUAACAAUAAAGAUGUUAUGCCUUGUUAAACUACA
This is a messenger RNA of Sebastes umbrosus (honeycomb rockfish), 4845 nucleotides long. It is a transcript of the gene jph1a, whose product is annotated as junctophilin 1a. The record is from RefSeq and is a predicted model, not a curated record. Gene Ontology annotation, cellular component: sarcoplasmic reticulum; junctional membrane complex; endoplasmic reticulum membrane. NCBI's taxonomy places the organism in Eukaryota, Metazoa, Chordata, Actinopteri, Perciformes, Sebastidae.